Molecule: messenger RNA, 1346 nt
Organism: Choloepus didactylus (southern two-toed sloth)
Lineage: Eukaryota; Metazoa; Chordata; Mammalia; Pilosa; Megalonychidae
Product: aflatoxin B1 aldehyde reductase member 2-like
Exons: 7
Coding region: 16-1104 (362 amino acids)
Molecular function (GO): oxidoreductase activity
Source: RefSeq, a predicted model, not a curated record
UGACGCGCAGUCCUCAUGCUCAGCGCCGCGUCUCGCAGCUUGUCUCGCGCUGCCGUGUGCUGCUCACGUCGUCCCGGGUCGUCUGUGGCUCGUUCCGCCGCUAUGUCCCGACCAGCCCCCGCACCUCGGGUCCAGCCCGCCACGGUGCUGGGCACCAUGGAGAUGGGGCGCCGCAUGGACAAGCCCACCAGCGCCGCGGCCGUGCGCGCCUUCCUGGGCCGCGGCUACAGCGAGCUGGACACGGCCUUCAUGUACGGCGACGGCCAGUCGGAGACCAUCCUGGGCGGCCUGGGGCUGCGGCUGGGCACCGGCGACAGCAGAGUGAAAAUCGCUACCAAGGCCAACUGUUUGGAAGGGAAGACGCUAAAGCCUGACAGUGUCCGUUCCCAGCUGGAGACAUCGCUGAAACGGCUGCAGUGCUCCCAGGUAGACCUCUUCUACCUGCACAUGCCGGACCACGGCACCCCCGUGGAAGAGACGCUGCGCGCUUGCCACCAGCUGCACCAGGAGGGCAAGUUCGUGGAGCUUGGCCUCUCCAACUACACCUCCUGGCAGGUGGCUGAGAUCUGUACCCUCUGCAGGAGCAAAGGCUGGGUCCUGCCAACUGUGUACCAGGGCAUGUACAACGCCAUCACCCGGCAGGUGGAGACGGAGCUCUUCCCCUGCCUCAGGCACUUUGGACUGAGGUUCUACGCCUACAACCCUCUGGCUGGGGGCCUGUUGACCGGCAAGUACAAGUAUGAGGACAAGGACGAGAAACAGCCCGAGGGCCGCUUCUUUGGAAAUAGCUGGGCUGAGGUCUACAGAAAUCGCUACUGGAAGAGGCACCACUUCCAGGCCAUUGCCCUGGUGGAGAAGGCCCUGCAGGCUGCUUACGGCCCCCAUGCCCCCAGCAUGACCUCGGCCGCCCUCCGCUGGAUGUACCACCACUCUCAGCUCCAGGGUGUCCACGGCGAUGCGGUCAUCCAGGGCAUGUCCAGCCUGGCGCAGCUGGAGGAGAACUUGGCGGCAACUGAGGAAGGGCCCCUGGAGCCUGCUGUUGUGGAGGCCUUUGAUCAAGCCUGGGAUCUGGUUGCCCAUGACUGUCCCAACUACUUCCGCUAAGCCCCUUCGUGGCCCAGUCUGGCAAAGGGCUUCUUUCUCUCUCCCACCUUGACUGGCCUUGAGCUGACUUAGCAUGGUCUUUCCUGAUGUUCUCUAUCUGUGAGUUGUUUCCUAAGUUUCUGCCUUCCUCCCUGUUGCCUUCAUGACAUGUAUAGGCUGGGGCUCAGCUCACUGGGCAUUUCAUGUCUGAAUAAAGCAAGCUCUUGACCUGGCUGGAGCCCAGGCCUGGAUGAAUCCCUGGA